Molecule: messenger RNA, 1010 nt
Organism: Drosophila busckii
Lineage: Eukaryota; Metazoa; Arthropoda; Insecta; Diptera; Drosophilidae
Exons: 1
Coding region: 252-845 (197 amino acids)
Source: RefSeq, a predicted model, not a curated record
ACAGCACGUUCAACAAUUCGGUCGACACAUAUUGAGAGACAAACAAAAUAUUGUAAAAUUCAAAUAUUCGUCAAAGCCCAAAAAACAAAUUUACUUUUAGUUUGCACUAAUUUCAAUUACGCGCUACACACUCUCUAUAUCUUUCUCUUUCACACAACUUUCGCUUUGUCUCUGUUUAGUUUGUGACUGUCUCUCUUAGUUAAACGAAACGUAUAUAUUCCAAUUCUCGAUCUCAAAAUUAACGCUUAACAAUGUCGGACAACGUUGCGAUCAACAGUGUGCUCAACCUGCUGCUCUGUGGCGCCACCGGCUACGGCUGCUAUACAGUGGGCGUGGCACAUCCGUACGCCUUCUCUGCCUGCGUCAUUGGGCUCUGCCAUGGCCUGGUGGGGCUCAUCGAUUGCCUGACGAGCGAUGAGAACGCAAAGAAGUGCAAGGACAUGACGACGGCGCUGAUGGAGAUUGUGCCGCUGCCGCUGGUCAAUGUGGAGCUCUUCUUUGGCGGCGAGAGCAACAACAUUGGACUGGGCCAUGGGCUGUUCAUAGUGCCGCUGGCGAUCUCCUGUCUGGUGGCUCUCUGCAAGAACAGCGGCGAGGAGGUCAGCGAGGCGUACGACACCAUCAAGCUGAUGACCAUAUUGGGCAACAUCACCUCGCUCUGCUACCUGGCGGUGAACGAGAGCAGCUGGCUGCUGGGCGGCAUGGCCUUCCUGGCCUUCAUGGCCAAAUACGGCGCCGAGUUCUGCGAAUCGGAAGUGUCCGAGGGCAGUGGCCAGCCCAUAACCUAUAUAAGCUGGUCGGCGUUCUUCUUCCUGGCCACCAUGGCCGUUGGCGGCGAGAAGUAAACCCAAGGCACACAAUUGAAAUGCAACUCUCUCUCUCUCUCUCUCUCUCGGCAAGGACUCAAAACAUAAACGGAAUGAACUGGCAAUGUGAUUAAACCCCCCUCCUCCCGAAUCUGUCUCUGAAUAUUAUUAAUAUAUGAAUACGAUGAUUGAAUGAGCUUAAAA